This is a messenger RNA of Haplochromis burtoni (Burton's mouthbrooder), 3524 nucleotides long. Its product is annotated as receptor activity-modifying protein 3. NCBI's taxonomy places the organism in Eukaryota, Metazoa, Chordata, Actinopteri, Cichliformes, Cichlidae. Gene Ontology annotation, molecular function: coreceptor activity. The transcript has 4 exons. Bases 1076 to 1573 code for a protein of 165 amino acids. Gene Ontology annotation, biological process: regulation of G protein-coupled receptor signaling pathway; protein localization to plasma membrane; intracellular protein transport. The record is from RefSeq and is a predicted model, not a curated record. Gene Ontology annotation, cellular component: membrane; cell surface; signaling receptor complex.
AUAUUUCUUAUUUUAGAGAUAGAUUUAGAGACAAUCCAUCAGUUUGUUAGAAGACAGUAAUCAGGGUAUAUUUAUGAGUGCAAUAACUAUUUUUUAUAGUCUAAAAAAAUAAUUUACUGCACCUUUAGCUUGCAAAACAGAGCUACUGUUAGACCUUAACAGUUAACUACAGAGCAAUGCCAGUACUCUAUUCUAAUUAAACUGGCUGAUCCACUUUGUUAAAUAGACUAAAUGGGGGGAGGCAAAAGGGCUUUCCGUCAAAAUCCUUUAAAUCCACACACAAUCAGGACAUGUUUAAUUUGAAUUUGAGUGCGCUCGACUGUUGCGUAAUCUUAAUGUUACACAAGGCUUUAAUCAUUUUCUGUUUUUAAUCCAGGCAGACUGAUUGAGAGUGCAGUGUGAAAAGAAACCAUACGAGGUCAGUAUUGCUUCAUCGAAAGAAAGUUUGGGUCGUUGUGACCUAAAGUGGAGCAACAUUUAGACCAUCGGAACUACACGAUAAUUAAAACGUACAAAUAUGACUAUUUCAUUUCAUUUGAAAAGACUAUGAAAGCUCUUAUGUGAUCAUGUGUUCAAAUACAGAAUAGGCCUAUUAUUGGAGAGAUGGUGGUGGGGAGGUGACCUGCUUUUAUUUGCUCCUGAUGAAUCCUUAUGUCAUUUACAUAUUAACUACAACUACGUCUCACUUUUAAAUGUCUCCAGUCGCCUGCUGAGAAUUAAUUGGUAACCACUGUGUGAUCCGGUGUGACUGCGCCCCUCCCCUCCCUCCCGAGGAUGCAGGACGGGUUUACGGUCCUGAGUUCUGACUCCUGACGGCACAGAGAAGCUCCGCGAUCAUCACGAGGACAGUCCAUAAUCGCGCUCUGGCAUCUGAUUUCUUUCUUUUAAUUUCUUUCUUUUUCUUCUUUUUUUUCUUGCGCCUUUUCUUCCCCCCUUAAAAAACACCCUUCUUCUCUGACAGCAUGAAGGAACUCGCUCUUUUGGGAUAAUUUCAAGUAUGGAUCGCUUCAAAUGUACAUUUCCGCGGAGCUGCAGCUGAGCUUUCGUUCAAGUCUGACUGGAUUCUCGCAGCGUGAUGGAUAUAAAUGAGUUCGCGGUGCUGAAACUUUUUGUUGUUGGGGUUUUACUCAAUGUCGGGAUGAUGAGAGGACUGUCAGCUUCCGACAGUUUCAGCACAGAGCCCACUCCCCCGCGGGUGAGGAAAGUCUGCAACGAGUCCCGUCUGCAGUGGGAGGUGGAGGUCUGUGGAGAGGGAUUCAAGGAGGACAUGACUCACAUAGAUCCACAGAACUGGUGUAACCUCACACACUUCAUCAGUGAGUACCACCUCUUCACCCUCUGCACAGAGACAAAGUCCCAGAUCGUCGACUGCUACUGGCCCAAUCCGCUGGUGGAGCGCUACAUCAUCCACAUACACAAGCACUUUUUUUCCAACUGCACCAUAGACCAGCCGGUGUGGUUGGAUCCCCCGGACGACACCCUCACCAUCCUCAUCCUCAUCCCCGUUUUCCUCACCUUGGCCAUGAUUGGCCUGGUGGUCUGGUGCAGCAAGCGGAGUGACAUCCUGGCUUAGGUCACGACUAUGGAAGAGAUGGGAGUAAUGGACUGAAUUUAACGUCCCAGUCUCUUCACUAAGUAAAUACUGUACACAACGCAGGAGCGCACAGAGGACUGUUUCUGUUCGUCAAAUUAUCCUGCAAGUGGCACUGCAAACCACCUCAACUUGUUGUAGAAAUGAAGGAACCAAUGGUAGAGCAAAGUAGUGUUUUCUUUAAUAUUUUUGUAGAUUAUAUGUACUUUUCCCACAUUUUGGAUCGUCUAUUAUUCAACUGUUCAAUGUUGAAUGUGUCCAUAUCAAGUAGAAGCUGAAGGGGAUGCGUUUUAUUGCUUUCUUCCAGAGAACGAUAAUACCGCUCUCAUGUCUGCGUGGUGAGUACAGGUGGAUGCUGGUUACCUUAGUGUAGCUCAAACAUGGAUGAAAACAAAAUCCAGUUGUGAUUAAUACAUAACACCAUAUCAUUCAGUUAAACCUAAUAAAACCACAACUUUGACACUGGAGUUUGCCUGGAUUAAGGAAGUGUGUGAGGUAGUGAGUGAUGCAUGGCCUUGUAAGUAGAGUUCUUGUGCGGAUCCGUGUGGAGUGUUUCCUGUAUUUAUGCUAAGCUAACCAGUAGAUGGCUGUAACUUUUUUAUUCUAAGACAACACAUCUGAUUCUUGACAAGAACGUAAAUAAGCAUUUCCCAAAAAGGUUGAACUGUUCCUCUGAGAUGCAGAGGAUUUUGUUUGUUUAUUUGUCAUGGGGUAAUUUGACCAGCGGGAAAAAUGACCAAAUCUUGGAUGCAUUCUUAAACCUCAUGGAUACAGAAUUUUGAUCUUGUUACAGCACUGUAUCACUUUCGAAGGCCAAAGCACUCAACAAGCAUCAAAGUCAGUGAUUGACCUCUGAACUGGUGGGACGUACGACUCCCCAAGGACAUUGCUGUUAAAUAUAUUAACAUGAUACUGUGUGAUUUGUUGGAAGAGGUAAAAAGGAAAAAGGCCAGACUGUCAUUUCAAGAGAUACAAAGUUUAUGCUUGUUGAUGACUAUCUGAAUGGACUUUAACCACUGGAAAGGAUACACUGCCCAAAGAGAAGGUGACACUGUGGGACUUGAUUUUCUUGUGUGUGUAGCUGAGCCCCAAAAGACUGUUUUAAAACAGUGUAACUUAUCAGAUACUGUUGACUAAAAUACAGCUGUUAUUCACAAACAGGGGUUCUCAAGCUAUGGACUGACGCUGAGACCUCUUAUUGUAUAGUCAUGCUCUCUGCCUGUGCUCUCUACUGUAUGUGCAUCUCCUCUCCAUCGUUGCUCAACUCUGGUGAACAUACACCACGAUGCGUCGAACUGAAUUCUUUUCGAUAGGGGUUUAAUUUAAUGUACCUGCUUCAUCUGCCUAUUUUUGGACAGUCCUCACCAGCCUCGAGUCAAACCGAGCAAAACGCUGCUUGUUUUAUUUGUCUUUAAAGCGGCAUCUCUUUGCCAGCACCUACACACUGUGUCUCACUGAAGCUGUUGUCUGUGGAAACAAAAACUUCCCUUCAUUAAAUUUCAAAUUUCUCUUGAAAAAACUGGUUCAUCAUUUAUUGUGUGAUCUUUUUAAAAAACAUUUGUGAUGGAACAGGUGAACUUAUGUUGCUUUCGGUUUAUUGACUGCUAAAAAAGCCUGUCUUUGAAGUCUUUAUUUCCUAAAUAUAUGAUGUGCAAAGUGUAGGCAUAUUUAAUGAUUUUAACACAACAAAACCCAGUGCAAACAUUUAAGUCGAUUUCUAAGAAGCCUCAGCCUCACGACUAAAUCUUCCCUCUUUAGUUUGCCUCUAAAUGUUUCUUUUAAUUGACUGUUUUAACAAUCUUUAUCCCUUUACCUUCACACGCUCUCACUGUCAAUGAUCCCAUGGUCCACAUACAUUUUCUCCUGUGAAAUAAAUCCAUCUUUAGUUGUAUCAGUCUGAGCAGAGGCUGCUCCGCCCGUCUGUGUGGCGCCA